GGCAUCCUGGCACCGGCGCAUUCUACCGAAAUCCUCUUCGCGAGAAGGCUGACAAGCCCAUCCUCAUGUCGCUGGGAGAGUAUGAGUUCAACUGCCUGGACGACGCCUUGAACUCCUGGCACUGUGUCAGUAUGCCUGAGUCCAUGUUCCGGAAGACGGUGCUCGGAAAGGCAGCUGCCGAUCCAGCAGCCGCCCUCGAAGCCAAGCAGAAGGCGGCCCUGCGACGGCUGGAUCGCGUCACUGGUUCCUAUGAGUACACUGUCACCGUGCGAAAAUCGCAGUUCGUUCCUCCAAAGAGCCAUCGCCGCCACGCUGGGCCAAUUAGUCCUCAGGCCGUUCAGCUUGAAAAGCUCGUGGUGGAUGUCGUGCCAGAGAUGGAGGGCUACAGGCUACGCGUUGAGUACGUUGGGGAUGGUCUGGUCGCUGCAUGGAACCGUGCCAACCCAUGCUUCGCCGUCCGACCCGGGGACUACAUUGUCAAGGUGGAU
Messenger RNA from Symbiodinium necroappetens, 488 nucleotides. The record is from the annotation of a GenBank genome assembly. NCBI's taxonomy places the organism in Eukaryota, Dinophyceae, Suessiales, Symbiodiniaceae.